AUGGAGUGCGGUUUAAUCGAGACCAGUAGAAAACCACGCGGUGACCAGGUGAAAGAAAAGAGUAACCGAGAAGAUCUGAAAACCGAUAUACAGCACAGAAAAGAAACAUUUUACAGGGAGGCCCCUUCGGACGAGGACUCUGCGGUGUCCUCUGCACCCGUCUCUCUCUCGCCGCAGCCGCACAGCGACAUGUGGUCGUGCGGCGAGUGCCGCUCGGCGGCGGAGCGCGCUGCGGCCGCUGCGCGCGAGUGCACGCGCCUCGCGGACGCCCUGCGCGACGCGCGCGACCAGCUCGAGCUGAUGGAGUUCCGGCUGCUGGAGUUGGAGGACGCGCACCCGGAGAAGGGCGCUAGGGACAACCUAACCGACACCGACUCGGGCUGCGUGUCCCCCGGCUCGAGGAUAAAGGACUCCGCUUCGCCGGAGCUCAAGCGGAUGGACUCUGGGUACAAGUCGCCCCAGGUGCCGAGCAGCCCGUGCAACCAGCGGCGGCACCUGGCGACGCCCCACGACGACUUCAAGGAGGACUUCGCCAAGGCGCAGGCCCUAGCCGAGGUCCUGGACAGGAACUCUGAUGCCAGCGACUCGUUGAGGAGCAACCCGGUGAAGGAGCACCUGGAGCAGAUGAUACUGAACGCCGCCACGGCCGAGGACAGGGGCUGCCUGGAGCAGGUGUUGGUGCUGCUGUAUAAUUAUCAAGCGCUGAGCAGUUCCGUGAGCGAGGACGAAUGCUAUCAGACCAAACCGAGGAGAAUAUGCGAUCUGAGAUCGAAACUUGAGACCGACUUCUCGUCGCACAAAACCCAAAAGGCGAUAGCGACCGUCACACCGUACCAACAGAAGGGCUACAAGAGUGAGUCGCUCGAGAGCCUUUGCGUUGAAGAUAGGAAACCCAUAAAUCUACUACAGGAGAGCGGUAUAUUCGAAGAGGUUGAAACAGAAUGCAGAAGCACACAAACGGACGUCAACGAUAGCUUCGAGUGUACCGGAGAACUGAACACCGAGAUACAACGACUGAAUAGCAUAAGGGAGAAGUUGGAGAGACAGGGAGUUAGGAAUAGGACGUUGAGCGCUAAAGACGACGCAGAGGGUCUAGAGUGCAGAUGCGUGAAGUUGGGCAAGAAGCACAAACAGUAUUACGAGAGGCGGUUGAAGUUCCUCGAGGGCAAGAUAUCGAUCUACGAGGCGGCGCAGGACGUGAAAGAAGCGAAGCUAGCGCAAAGGCUGCAGAAGGAGUUCCUGCUUGAAAACAGAAUACAGGACUUGGAGACUCAGCUCGCCGAGCUCCAGGACAAGUACGAGAGGCUAGAGGAGGAGUGUUGCGAGUUGGAGGAGAUCGAGAAUGACACUCGCCUGCAUUGGCAGCAGCUAGAGAUGGACUAUGAGCUGUGCACGGCUCAAUUGAGAGAUAUGACGGAGCAGCGCGAGUGCUCACGGGCGCAGGCCGAGCGACUCAUGGCGGAGCUGAACAAGCGGGAGUGCACCUUAAAGGCGAGGGAGAAUGAAUUGCUGUCGAGGCUUGAGGGUUUGGAAAGGGCGGUGCCGGCUUUGAUAGUCUGGAAUGUUAUAAAAGCGGUUGGCGCCCAUGUCUCUCCCGGAGGCAAGCGUAUCAUCACGUCGCGGCUGGGCCCCUACGGGCAGGACGCGAAAGGGACAGUUGCGCUCCAUCGGGCUCCCUCUAACACUUGCGGGGCGCUCGUGGCCUACAGAAACCUGAACGCAGUACCAGACUCCACUAUGAGGCAGCUGGAGAAACAAGUCGUCCACUUAUUGGCUGAGAAGAGUGAAAUGGAAUUGAAAGCGAAGAACUUAAAGAAGACGUUGGAGGCGAGAGUCAAGCAUUUGGAAGAGGAACUGGAGUCUGCGAAGAGACAGGUGGCGGCCGCAGAAUGCGGAGCAGAAGUAAAAAGAGAGAAGAUAGAAGAGAAGAUCAACGAGCUGGAAAAUAAGAUCAGAAUCGAGAAGGAAGAGGGGAGCAAGCCCGCCGACCCGGCGACCAGUGACAGGAUCAAGGUGCUGAUGGCCAACGAGCAGGAUCUGAAAGCGCGCAUCGCCGAACUGGAGAGGCGGGAGGCUGCAUAUCUGGAGAUGCUGACGCAAGCGGACGAGAUGUGGGCCGAGAUGGAGGGCGGCUACAAGAAGAGGAUACAGGAGUCUCAGAGCACGGAGACGCAUCUGAGGGGAUUGGUGAAGAAACUGGAGACGGAGAGGGAUCAGUGGAGGAAGUGGACGGAGCCGCUGAAGAAGAAGCUUCGCGAGGUCGAGGAGUCGGAGUCGGGGAUGAGGAUAGCGUUGGAGAAGGCGGAGAGGGAUGCGAAAGCCCUGAGGGAGAAUAACAACGACCUCGCCGCCAUUUGCGGAAGGGCGGAGGCGGACGCUAGGAAGUCCGAGGCGGCGUUCAAGGCGCUCGAAGCCAAGUUCAAGAAGGAGAUUGAACACCUGCGCAGGAUGAACAAGCAGCUGGACGAGGAUCUGAAGAGCAACAAAGAGAUAUCCCGAAAGACCGAGAUGAACUUCAUCGGAGACCUGGAAUCCAUAAGGAAAGAGCUGAGCAGGGCCUGCAAGAACAAUCAAGAACUUGAAGUGACGAAUGGAGAACUGAAGGAAGAGGUGGAAUCGCUGGAGAGGCAGCUGGCGCUCACGCAGAAGGCACUGAGCCAGUGCAAGAGGCGGUGCGACGACAAACUGAAGACGCUCAGCCACGAGCUGUCGAUAAAGACCGAGGAGCUAGAGGAGAUCAGGAGCGAGUCGAUGCGCAAAUCGCUGAGGUCCUCCCGCGUGGACCUAAUACCGGACAGGACCGAGUACGUGGACGAGGGCUACUCGGUGUACACGGCGCCCAAGGACCAGUCGAGGAUGCACCACAGCAUGAGUUAUAUAGCGUCCGGCUCGCGCUGCAGCUGCCCCACGCUGCGCAGCCAGCUCGUCGGCCAGCUGAUCGAGGACCUGUUCGACCGGUCGCACAGCGCCGCCGGCGACGAGCUUGUCGCGCUGUGCGACGAGCUCGCCGCCGGCGACGAGGCUGACGCGAGGGCGAAGAUCACCAACCACCUCCUGAUGGCGAUCUCUAAGGAGCUCAUCAGGUCGAUCGGGGACGCCGACGCGAAGACGGAGACCGAGGAAUGGCGGCGCGCGGUGACGUCAUUUUCGGGGAGCGGGUCCGCGGCGGGGGGUGGGGGGAGGUUGUCGGGCAACGCGGGGGUACUUCAGGGCGCGUCCAGGCUGGCGAGCGUCAGUUGCGCGUGCGCCGCCGCUCGCCUCUGUGCCGCCAUUCCAAAUCUCGCGGACACCGUCAACGUCUGCCAAGAGGAAGUUUUGGAGCAUGGCGACGUUAAAAUAAUGGAGGAGCAAUUAGCGAAUGCUAUUGAAAGCAUUGUUAAUUGUCCAUCUUUUGUGCGAAUUGUUGUGUUUACCUCCACCGACCUCAAUCUGGUGCCUUCG
This is a messenger RNA of Iphiclides podalirius (scarce swallowtail), 3441 nucleotides long. Lineage: Eukaryota; Metazoa; Arthropoda; Insecta; Lepidoptera; Papilionidae. The record is from the annotation of a GenBank genome assembly.